CCACAGGCUUAUAUAAGCCUUUCAACCCCAUGUGCUCUGCAGCCGUGCAAAUAAUUUGGAGCAGAUUCGACUGCAGCCCUCCAGCUCAGGGGUUUUAGGUCGCUCGCUCUGCUCUGGCUGUGGAACAUGUACAGUUUCAUUGGGCUCUGGCUCAAAUAACCAAUCAUAAAAAGCAGAGGUCGGGGGGUUUGGGGCUGAAACAGGAGGAGGAGCCAGCAGCAGCUUGAUGGAGUGACCACAGACUACUUGUACUGUGGUGAGGGUCUUUCCUGAAGUUGCUUAUGUUGGUGGUUGGUGGGUGGUGUUAGGGGCGGUGGGUGGAGCAGCAGUGGAGACAUUGUUCAUUAAGAUUUCUGGGGCUUUCACUGGUGUCUAUGUCUCGCUGUGGUGUCUAUGCAGGAUGACUGGAACCAAGUGAAACCUGAGACGUAGAAUUAGAGGAAAUAUAGCACCAAAUCCAAGGCCCAGAGGGCUUCUCGCUUUUUGUUUCCAUCUCAGUGAUGAAAAUGGGGACCAUGCCGACCAUGUGUAGCUCCACCAUCCUGUUGAUUCUUAGCUUCCUGAUUGGUCUGAGCUGCUCCCUGAACCCAAAAGACCCAAAUGUGUGCAGCCUGUGGGAGAGCUACACCACCUCAGUCAAAGAGUCCUACUUUCAUCCUUAUGACCAAGUGACCGAGGAGCCCUGUUCAGACCCUCGGACCAACUACAGAUGCAUACGCCACAGGAUCACCUACAAGACGGCCUACAGGCAAGCAGUAAAGACACACUAUCGCAAGAGAUAUCAGUGCUGCCCAGGCUAUUAUGAGAGUGGAGAUAAGUGUGUCCCUCGCUGCACCAAGGAGUGUGUCCACGGUCGGUGUGUCGCUCCGGACCGUUGCCAGUGUGAGCGAGGUUGGCGAGGAGAUGAUUGUUCCAGCGCCUGUGAUGACAAACACUGGGGCCCAGGCUGCAAUCAGCAGUGCAAGUGUGAGAAUGGAGCGCUCUGCGACCCUGUGAAGGGAAUGUGUCAGUGUCCCCCAGGGUUCAUAGGACGCUACUGCGAGGAGGCCUGCCCAGCUGGCACCUUUGGGAAGCGCUGUCUGCAAAGGUGCAAAUGUGCGACUGGAGGAUCCUGCGAUAAAGCAACGGGAGAGUGCUUGUGUCGGGAUGGUUUCACUGGGACAUUCUGUGAGAAGGCAUGUCCCAGGAAAUGCCAGGCACGGUGCCCCUGCCAGAAUGGUGGUAUCUGUAAGGGCAAAGGGAUCUGCGCUUGCCCCCCUGGAUGGACGGGUGAAGUCUGUACCGAGCGAUGUCCAGAGGGACGGUAUGGACCAAACUGUGCUGAGGAGUGUGUCUGUCACAACAGGGGCAAAUGUGACCCUGAAACUGGACAGUGCCAGUGCGCUAAAGGUUUCACGGGUAACAGGUGUAAUGAGGAAUGUGCUGCAGGCACUUACGGUCAGGACUGUAAAGGCGUGUGCGACUGUGCAAAUGGUGCUCGCUGCUACAACAUUGACGGAGGCUGCCUGUGCGAGCCGGGCUUCAGCGGUCCACACUGCAGGGACAGGAUGUGUGCAGCCGGCAAAUACGGCAUGCACUGUGAACGCACAUGUCUCUGUCAGGACAAACACACACUCAGCUGCCAUCCAAUGAAAGGAGAGUGCACAUGCCAGCCAGGGUGGGCAGGACUGUACUGUAAUGAGACAUGCGCUCAUGGUUUCUAUGGUCACGGUUGCCUGGAGCCGUGUCUGUGUGUGAAUGGAGGGGUGUGUGAUAGCGCCACGGGCCAAUGUCAGUGUGCCCCAGGGUUCAUGGGGAUUCACUGUGAGAGUCCAUGCAAAAGUGGCACCUAUGGCAAAAACUGUUCCCUGGAGUGUUCCUGUAAAAACUCCAUCGACUGCUCACCGAUCGACGGGGUGUGCUUCUGCAAAGAGGGCUGGCGAGGACCGGACUGUUCCAUCCCCUGCUCUGAGGGAACCUGGGGCCCAGGAUGCAACGCCACCUGCCACUGCGCCAAUGGGGCAAGCUGUAACAGCGCAGAUGGAUCCUGCACAUGCACAGCCGGCUGGCAGGGGGCGCACUGUGACCAACCAUGCCCCAUGGGCACAUUUGGGCCAGGCUGCCUGAAGAGGUGUGAUUGUGUUCAUGCCGACGGCUGCCAAGCUACCACCGGGGAGUGCCACUGUCUGCCAGGUUGGUGGGGUGCCCGCUGUAGUGAGCCAUGUUCAGAGGGCUUGUGGGGGCGCCACUGUAACCAGACCUGUUUCAAGCACUGUCCCAACAGUGACACAUGCUUAAGGGAAACUGGAGCAUGUGUGUGUCGUCCAGGCUACUGGGGAGUCACCUGUCAGAACAAAUGCAGAGCUGGUAUGUAUGGUGAGCAGUGCAGUAUGUCCUGUCCAUCCUGUGGACAGUCAUACCGCUGCCAUCAUGUGACAGGAGAGUGUGACUGCCUACCUGGAUACACUGGACACAACUGUGAUCAAGUCUGUCCAGCUGGCUACUAUGGCAAACACUGUUCUGAGGUGUGUGUCAACUGUGCCAACAACUCCACGUGUGACCACCGGGAUGGUCACUGUGAAUGUUUGCCUGGCUGGACCGCUACUGACUGCUCCAUACCCUGCAGUCCAGGACGUUUUGGCCCAUUUUGUACUCAGACCUGCUCCUGUCCAAACAACCUCAUCUGUGACAGAUUUACUGGAGACUGCGUUUGUGAAAGUGGAGGAGACGACUGCAAACAAGACACAUCUGAGCAGUCGGGGAGCGUUAUGGUCCCCCUCCCUCCUGGUGAGAGGGAGUCGUGGGGGGCCAUCGGUGGCAUCGUCGUGCUUGUCAUCCUGGUGGUCUUGCUGCUGGCUCUGCUGCUGCUCUACCGCCGCAGGCAGAAGGACAAGCAGAACAACACGCCGACUGUCUCCUUUUCCACCAGCCGCACUGUCAACUCCGAAUACGCUGUUCCAGAUGUUCCUCACAGUUACCACCAUUACUACUCCAACCCCAGCUACCACACAUUGAGCCAGAACAGGCCUCCGUUGCCGCACCUCCCCAACAACCACGACCGCACAAUCAAGAAUACCAACAACCAGCUGUUCUGCAGUGUGAAAAACAUGGAGCGGGAGAGGAGGGGGCUGUUUGGGGUUGAGAGCAACGCGACUCUGCCUGCAGACUGGAAACACCACGAGCCCCGCAAGGACUCAGGGGCUUUUGGAAUCGACCGGAGCUACAGCUACAGUGCCAGCCUCGGAAAAUAUUACACCAAAGAGCUGAAGGACACGGUGGCGGUGAGCAGCAGCUCUCUGAACAGCGAGAACCCUUACGCCACCAUCAAAGACCUGCCAGGCCUGCCCUUCUGCCCCCCUGAGAGCAGCUACAUGGAGAUGAAGUCAGCCGUGCCCCGAGAGCGAGCGUACACCGAGAUCAGCCCGCCACCGUUCAACACGGCCACCUUACACAGAGAGCGUCAGAGCUCUCUCGGUCACGCCCCACACGAGGACCCGCAGAGCCACUACGACCUCCCUGUGAACAGCCACAUCCCGGGACACUACGACCUGCCACCAGUCCGCCGCCCCCCUUCCCCUUCCCCCAGGAGAACACCUCAGUGACACUCAAAACAGCACGGCAAGUUUCCCUCCUCCUCCUCGUUCUCCUGCUCACUUUGGGGAUGAUUUCUGGCUUGUGCUCGCAAAGAAAGAGUAAACUUAAUGCUCCUCUCUGACAAUCGGAGCUGUAGACCACCCACAGAGCAGCAGCAAGGCGUCUGUCUGACUGAAAGACUUUUGUUUACUGUGGAUGGCCCCCUUUUAACUCAACACUGCCCCUCUGUGGGCCAAAGUGGUACUCGCUUCACCGUGACAGACUUGUCAUCCAGAAUGGGGAGCCAGCAGGCUGCGGUGAGGAAGGCUGGACUGUGGCGACGCCAGCGGGGCUUCAGUUGCAUUCACCUCCCAUGGGAAAAAAAUACACCAAAAGACUUCACGGUUAAAAGCGGCAACUCUGGAAUGUUUGUGUGUUUGAACUCAUCUAAACAUGCUGUAAUUGAAGUUUUCCAUUCAUUUUGCUCGCUACUCAUCAGCUGUUUUAUGUGUUUAACAGGCCCCUUUCAUCAGAAAUCAAAUUUUCUUCUUUGUUUGUCAUCAGAAAUGACAAACUUGUCCAUGUUUGUAGCUUUUUUUUUUUUGGUCAAAUUUAAGUAUAUCAAAUCCAAACUUUUUUAACAGGCAUCUUUUGAUGAACUCAUCACAGCUGGACUUGUUUUAGUCUUCUUGUAAAACCUUGUCAACUUCAAAAACUAAUCAAAAAAAAGAGGAAAGGUCACAGGACCUUUUAAAGAAGUCCUCUCAUGCAUUUUAGAUCAUGUCUUACAACAAACUGAAUACUGAAAAAUCCUGCCAGUGUUUGAGGCUUGUUACAGACUAAUGACCAAAGAUUGUUAUUUCUUAUUGCUGAUAUUCAGGAUUCUGAGUGAAUCUGGAGAAGUCAGCUUGCUUCACCAAAGUAUCAGUUAUAUUUGUUUACCACCUGAGAGCCAAGAACAUUUUUACAACAAUCCAUAUUAGUUUCUUCCAAAUGUGGCAUUCAGAGACACAAGUAUAUAUCUGUGACUCACUUAUUGCUGCUGUCAGAUGAAAACUUUGUAAAUAUAGAAAUAAAUAUAUUGUUAGCUUCAUAGCAAUGUAGAAAAACAGCCCUAUUUUUAAGAUGAACAUGUUGUUAAGGGGUUUUUGGGACUAACGAUCCAAUACAUUUGCUUAUUAAUAGAUACCAAUAGGUCAGUGGAAGCACAAACACUGUUUUAUAUUGUGAAAACUAAACCAUCAUCAAACUGGGAAGUACAAGUCAAAUCAAAGCAGCGUUAUGAUUGUAAUACAGUUUUCUGCAGCAGCAUUUUUUGUCUUUGCAUUGUAUUUAAAGGACUCAUUCAGCUGAAAUACAGAAUAAAAAACAAAAACAAAAAAAACAUUUUUUCUCGCUUGAUUCCUAGUCAUAUAUACUCAUGCUGAUAGUUUUGUCCAAGUUUUGACAUAGCUGUCUCUGAGAUUUCUGCAUCAAAAAACAACUUCACCAUGAAUAGUUUUUACUGAAACUAUCUUGUAUCACAAAAACAUCAAAACAUUAGCAACAAAAAAUGGAAAUCUGGAUAAAAACCCACACAAAAUAAAACCAAAGCUAUUUGAAUGAACAGAUACUGCUAAACAUGAAAAAUAUGUUUUUGUAAUACGGCUGAAUUCACUGUUUUUGUUUUUUUUUCAUUUUGCCAAAACUGCAUUUAAAACCAUGUAAACUGUUUUAUUUGCUUCAAAAUGUUUUCGAACAGAAAUCAGCAGGCCUACCUUUGUCAUUAUUUCUAAAUUCUUUUUGUUAGCCAAAGUUGUGUUGCCUUAAAGUAAUUUUAGAAAUGCUAUGUUUGUUUUCUGUCCUCUGUCAGUACUGAACCAAAGGUUUAUUAUCCUACCAAUUAGACAACAGAAACCAUGAGAAUGUACAUUGUACUUUAAAUGCUAUAGUUCUGGGUAGAGCUUCAGCUCUUUUUUUUUCAACAUAUAUUUUUGAAUGUAACCAUGGCAACAUGUUGUGUUUAUAAUGUAAAUAAAAAUGGCUGCACUUCUGA
Molecule: messenger RNA, 5587 nt
Organism: Lates calcarifer (barramundi perch)
Lineage: Eukaryota; Metazoa; Chordata; Actinopteri; Centropomidae
Gene: pear1
Product: platelet endothelial aggregation receptor 1
Exons: 23
Coding region: 501-3581 (1026 amino acids)
Molecular function (GO): scavenger receptor activity; protein binding
Source: RefSeq, a predicted model, not a curated record